Molecule: messenger RNA, 4161 nt
Organism: Platichthys flesus (European flounder)
Lineage: Eukaryota; Metazoa; Chordata; Actinopteri; Pleuronectiformes; Pleuronectidae
Product: G patch domain-containing protein 8-like
Exons: 3
Coding region: 1-4161 (1386 amino acids)
Cellular component (GO): nucleus
Source: RefSeq, a predicted model, not a curated record
AUGGGUGGAUUGCAGACUGAGAGGCUGAAGGACCUCAAGCAUCGGGAGUUUGCUCGCAACGUGUCCUCCAAAUCAUGGAAGGACCAGCGCAAACAGGAGAAGGCUCUCAGACGCCUGCACCAACUUGCACAGCUGCAACAGGAAACUCAGCGAGUCCCGGGGAGGAGUUACGGGCUGAGAAGUACAGUCAGGGCUGUGUGCCAGUCGCAAGACAGAGACGUGGACCAAAGAGACCGCAGCCCUGACGACAAGCCUCGACCUUUCAACCACACCCAGAGACCCCGUCAUGCACAAUCCAGGACGGCUCGUCUCCAGGGAGAGGAUCCAUGCCGAUCUCUGUGCCAAAUACCGUUGGCUACGGCUCCAGCAGAGUCCCCACUAAUCGCACACCCGGAAUCCAACAUAGACCCUCAUGCAGUGAACCCACCGCCCUGCCCAGGCUUGUUUCCCCAGCUGCCUCUCCCUGGGCAGGAGAGGGUGGGGGGCAGACUUGGGGUGUCCUUCUGCUUCUCACGCAGGGGACCCAGGCUGGAGCCCUCUGCGUCCGUCUUCUCCGACCUCGAGGAGGAGGAGCGAGAGAAGAGGGAGCAGAUGAAAGAAAGGAUAAAGGGAAUAAUGGAAGAUAUGGACAGGGAGAUUGGAGCAGCAGAGGAGAGGAAGCACAGUAAGUCUGGCUCUAACAGUGUUAGACCAAGCGAUAUGGGGCUAAUCCCCGGAGAGACUGUGGGAGAAGAGGAAGAGACAGAAAAUACAGACUUUGUGGAAGAACCCUCUCCUAUUUCCACAGAAUCACCCGAUAACCAGAGCCACAAUUCAUUAUCGUCACCAUCAGAGACCCAGGUGACCACACAGGGCGGGGAGCUAGCAGGGUCACACAUGGACACCGAGCACACAGACAGCGAGACAGAGCGAGAGCCAGAAACAGGGACCGGGAGGGAGGAGAGUCAGCAUGUGUGUGUGCUGGGGAGAGACGGCUCCACUCCUGUGAGAUGGCCUGUCACUUUACUGAAGUUCACCAAGUCUCAACCGCACAUUUCCUACAGCUGCAACCCAGUCUGCCUGAACCCCCCACGACCAGAGCCGCUCACAGACGAUCUGCAGGUGUCACCGCAGAAUCGGUUGUGUGCUCUCUCGGAUGAAUCGAACCCUCGCGUGUCAGUUAUUCUCACAUCAGACGCUGACUCCUGUUUACGAAGACAGACACGACGUGAGUUGAGAGCAGCGGGACAGAAAAUAGCUGAGGAGAAUUUCAAAACGGAGCAACAUAUCUCUGCGGAGACGAAAGCACACCUGUUCCUGAGAAAACACCUUUCAUCAUCCGAAGCAGGACGAGGAAGGGAAAGCUGCAGUCUAAGUAUGGAAACCUGUGUGAGGGCAGCCUCCCAUCCGUUUGACCCUGCCCACAGUGACAGCUCAGACACAAACUCCCAGAAUCCUCCGGGAAGCAGAUUAGGGGUUGCGAGUGGGAUCGGGGAGAGAACCAUCACAGCCCUGAGCUGUAAAUUAGAGUCUGUCACCCAGCCUGGCACACAGGGGACGUGCAUUAGCCCAUCCAGGUGUGAGUGUGGGAGUGAGACAACGUGCGAGUGUGCCAGCGCAGCGCAGCCGUUCGGGGGGGUCUCGGAAGUGUCACGCAAAGAGAGGAAAGCCAGCACAAAGAAACACAAGCUGGGAAAGAGGAAGAGGAGCGAAAAGGAAAACGCUUCAAACAAGCGCCAAUCAGCGAGUUGCAAAGUGAGGAGCGUUGUCUCUGCGGUCUCAACUGUCAGAGACGGGAGGGGAAAAGCUGGAGGGAGCUGGGGGAAGAAGGGGAGGCAAAGGGAGAGCAUGGAGACGAGGGUGAGGAGAGCGGGGAGCAGCUGUCUGCUGGGGAGAAGUGAGGCCGAGCCAGUCUCUGUCAGGAAGAGGAGGCCUCACAGGAGCCACAGCAUUGAAUCCCAGUCACAGGCAGAGCACUGCAGUACCCACUCCCAUCUCCGCAGGCACUCAGCAGACAGGGACACCGAGGGGGGGAGGAAGCCAGAAGGAGCUGCUGUGACUUUUCCGUGGCGCUCUCACGUCUCCUUACACUCCCUCGCACCAGGAUGUAACUCAAAGCUGUUUUGGGAAAGGGGUCACCAUAGCAACCCCAGGAGUUUCAUUGACUGCUGUUACCCUGACAACAGCUGUGGUAGCAGCCCGGCGAGAACGAGAGAACCCCCCCACAAGGACAGAAAAUUCGUUCAUGGCAUGAGGAAGAGUUCGAGGCAUCGUGAGGUCUGGGAGGAGAGGGGCAGGACCGUGGGAGGGUAUUCAGGCUGCAGAGACAGAGGCCCGAUAUCGGAUACAGAGCAGUGGGAGUGGAUGAGAGGAAGCUGUCCUGGAGGUAGUGAGGAGGGAUGGUCAAGGACCGGCUGGAGAUCAAGAAACAGAGCAGUAGAGAGGGAUCAGGUGAUGAGGUUUAGCCCCAGUCCCAGCCGCUGGGGCAGGAGAAGCAGACAUCUUAGCACCGAAGAUGUCGAUUGGGACAGAUGCAGUGUGGACAGAAGCAGUGUCGAUAGAUGGACGUGGGGCAGCAGUGACAGCUGGGAAGACCGGGGGGCACAUGCAAUCACAUCCGGCUCCAGGACGGUGGCAGACAGCAGAGACGGUCUGGGCUGCGCGUGGAGAUGUACCGGCACCAGAAACUCAAGCUCCAGACACUUCUCCAGCCCUGAGUGGUGGACAAGCAGGCAGACGUACAGCCCCCAGAGGGUGAUCCACACACGGGCCAGCAGAUGUUACAGCCCACGCUCCUGCAGCCCCUGCAGCAGCACCAGCAUGUCUGAGCUGAGCUGGGAGUGGAGCAGGAGCAGCACCUGCUCAGGGAACACAGCGGACGGGCUGACAGUGAACUCCGGCAGGACGUCUUCAGGAGCUGCAGGAAACUCAUCCGAAGCCCCUCAGGAGGCAAAGAAGCAGAGAGGCUCCACGUCCACUUCAUCCGGCCUUACCUCCAGUUCCCUCUCCCAUUCCUCCCCCAUCAAAUCCUUUAUUAUUCCCACAGUUUCAGGCCUUAACGUGCACCUUUGUGAAACAAAUGCUUCACAGUUAGAAGAGCCCAAUUCACAGUCUGACCUUAGACCCUCAGCCCCUGUCACCACCAGCAGCUCAGGCACAACUCUUGCAGGACUACCCCCCAGUAAGUCUCUGCCACAGAAACAAGCCAGGACACUGCUUCUCCCUCUUAUCGGUAAGCUCCCUGCGAUCCAGAGAAGGGCCAGGAGGAAAAAGUGGCUGAUGGAGAAAGAGGGAGAGGAGGAGGAGGAAGCAAAGCGAACUGGAGUGGGCCCCGGAGCUGUCGUCGUCAGGCAGACUCAUCCUGUUGACGUGGCUGAGUCAAACCCCAGCAACACGCCAAAUCUCUGUCCAUCACAGAUUAGGACCGAUGACAAACAGACAGGUGGAGGGACAGCACCGCCAAUCAGCUUUACCGCUGAGGAGAUGGCCAAAUAUCGCCUCCUGCAAGAGCAGGCGAGAGAGCACAUGCAGAAAGUCCUGGAACGGACGCAGGAGAGUGCAGAUACACACACGGAGACAGACUACACACACAGCGCACAGGCAGACGACUGUUUGACGUCAGAGGAACGAUACACACCGGUACCCUUGCACAACCCCCCACAGCCUCAGGCCCAGUCGAUUCACACUGACACGAUGCAAACGCAAGCACAACACGGCCUCCAGAUCAGCCUCCUGCUCCCGCACGUGACCCCACAGGAGAACUUCACUCGGGCCAUGGCUCUCAGAGUCCCCAGCCUCCCCCCUCUCCCAGCACCCCCCCCUCUCUCCGGCCUCCAUCACAUCAUUUUACAGCACGCAGCCCUCUCCUUGCCCCCCUCCUCCUCAUCCUCGCCCGCCGCGGCCCCUUCCGCUGCCAUGCACCCGCACCCGGCUGCGCUCCCUCACCCGCUUCCGCCGAUCCACCACUCCCUCCCCCAUCGGCUUCACCUCUCGCCCUUCUCCAUCUCCACCCUGUUUCCCUCCAUCCUCCUGUCCCAUCACCCCAUCCCGCUCCUCCCUCACUCGGCCGCCUUCCACGCGACCCCGCUCUCUCAGCUCUCCCCAGUGGCUCUGCAGCCCUUGAACCCGCAGCCUUUCAUGGACACAGUGUGGCCGGUGAGGUUUCAGCAGAAGGCGUUAUGA